AUUCCCUCACAAUCCUUCCCCAUUUCCCUCCCAAUUCAGAAAACACGCAUAACUCCCUGUCUCCCUCACAAACCCGAUUACUUCACAGUACAACUCCAUUCCCGGCCGCACACCAUACCGAAGCGAUUGCCGCCUGCACACCGGAGCGUUUGCCGCCUGCACGCCGGAGUUUUAGCCGCCUUCUGCCACCGGUGCUGCCGCUACGCUCCACCCUUGAACCCUUCAGCCACGACAGGCUAAUGGCAGAUAAGAAGAAAUCUAUACUUGCUAAGCGAGUACGUGAUGAUGCAACAACUGAUGAGAGUGAUAGUGAUGAUGGUGAUCACAGGGGUCGUACUGUACUUGCAAAGGUUGGGAAGGCUAUUCAUGAAGGCCAGAAAAUCCAGUUGGAAUGGACUAAGAAACCUGAAAUUCCAUGUGGUGAACACAGAACUACCUUCUGCUCAUACAUAGGUAUUAUUGCUCGUGAAAGAGUCAAUAUUAAUUACAAGGACUGGUCUGAUCUUCCGGAACAACUCCUUGACGAAGUGUAUGCAUUCAUAGCUAAGGGGUUUGUGGUACUCGAACAUCAUAAAAAUUGGAUUUUGUCACGAGCUGGAACUCGUUGGAGAGCUUGGAAAGCUAGAUUAAGGAAGAAUUGGUUGUAUAGAUCUACAGGCAUCAUAAGAGAAAAGCCACCAAAGGCUUAUCCGUGGAUACUUCAAACAAAUUGGGACAAAUUCAUCAAGUAUUGUACAUCCAAGGAGUUCAAGGAAUUGAGCGAAACUAAUAGAAAAAAGGCAAAUUUGAAGACAUCUAGCUAUCGAGGAGGGCGACUUGGGUAUCAACAUUUUGAGAAAGAGCUUGAAAAAGAGCUAGAUGAACAAGGGGUUCAUCUUGAUCAAGUUCCUAGGCAUUGGACUUGGAUAAGAGCUCAUUCGCAUGUGAAAGAUGGAGUUAUUACCUUUAAGAAUCCAUUCGAUUUAGCAAUAGCUAAGGAAAUUCAAGCAUUGGAAGCUCAACAAAAUAACGGAGAGAUAGUUACUGAAGGAAGAAAUGACAUUUUAGCAAAAGUUAUUACGAAAAAAGAGCAUGGUGGUUGUGUAAGAGCCGUUGGAUCAGGCAUAACAAAUAAGGAGUACUUUGGCUUCAACAAACCAGCACCACCUAAAGAAUUACACUCUGUAAUCAAUCGUAUGCACACAAAAAUAAUGGGCAUGGAGAAAAAGCAAAAUUAUAUGUUGUCUUUUAUAAUGACGUGCUGUCAAUUGAAUCAGGAGCAAUUGUGUGACUUCAUGACAAAAUUUGGUGAUUGUGUUGGCCAGGGAAUGGGUGGUGGUAAGGAUUUUGAGUCUGAUUCCCAUCUUAGUGAUUCUACUAGACAAAAAGAAAAUAGUGGUAAUGGUGGAAAAGGAUCAAGUUUUAUGCCAUUUGCAAGUUUAGGAGUUCAAGAUGUUCAAUUUGAACUUGCAACUAGUAGUGGUGGUGACAUUGUUGACAAUGAAGCAAGGAAAGACUUUACUACAAAUGAAGAGCAUGAUAAUAGUGAGGAGCAUGGAUCUGAAAAGGAACAGGUUCAUGAACCAGGUAUAAAAGAUCAUUAUACUAACAUUGAUGAUUGUGAACCAUAUGUUGUUCAAUUGCCUGAUUCCGAAGCGCAACCCACACCUUACAAUUUUCAAACUUCUCCUUUUAUUGAGGGAUGGAAUGAUUGUUACUUGGGGCUAGAGGGAGAUGAAGGGAUAGAUAUUGUUGCCAUAGCACAGGUUUAUAUACCGAAAGCAACAGAAAUUGUGAAGAAUCAUGUGGCCCCUAUGCCAAGUGGUCAUUAUCGAGUCAAUAUUCAGAUGGAUAUCAAGCCUAGUGCACUUUUGCCAUAUCCUAACGAGGAAAUGACACUAGUUUGUCAAGCUAAGAAAUCUUUUAUUCCUUGGCCGUGUCACUUCAUUUUCCCAUUUCCCAGUGAUGUACAGAAGGAAGAUGCAAAAAAUUCUAUCUCAGCAUCUCAAAAUUCACCUUCAUCCUAUUUUCAAACUAAGGGCGAAGCUGCACAGCAAGAUGAGGGAAACAAACUCAUCUCACCAUCUCCGAAAUCACCUUCAUCAAGUUCAUCAUCAAAUCGGAAGUACCAAAUCACUGAUAAAGAUCGUGCCAAGCUGACCACAAACUUGGUAAAAAGUUUUAAAUUUGAAGCUUUAGCAAUGAGAAAAAGUGAAGAACAAAUCACUAUAGAAAUACCAGACUUUGUGUUCGGCAAUAAGCAUACUGUUGACAUUGAUUACAUAAACAUGCUUGAUUGGUGUUAUCAACGAGAAGUAGGAGCAGAGCACCUUUCAAUUUUUAUGAAGUAUUUGAGUGAAUAUUGUCAAGAAGAAGGUAUCUCCGGAAUGUAAUAAUGCUAAGAACAAAAACCAAUUAUUCAUGGCACCUUAUUACGAAAAUCGGCAUUGGAUGUUAGCAAUGAUUAGUCCAUGGAAGGGAUUGGUUUAUUGGUUAAGUCCUGCUGGUGUGGAAAAUAAAGGGGCUUGUGAAGUUUAGCAUGGUCCAUCGAAAGGAUCUCAAAAAAAUUAAAAAGAAUCCUAAAGUUGGUUGGAACAAACUGAAAUGUCCUCGUCAACCUCAAGACGCCAAAUACUGUGGAUAUUAUGUAUGCCGUUAUAUGCUUGAGACUAUUGAAAGUAGGCAACAAUUGAUUUUGGAGGAGUUUUCCCCUGGUGCUCCUUCAACUUAUUCUCAGGAGAGCAUUGAUCAAGUUCGAGAUUUAUGGAUUUCUUACGUUGUCAAACAUAGGCAACAAAAAUUGGAGAAGGAAGCAGAAGAUUUGGAUGAUGUGUUAUAAGGUUAUAUCGAUGGAAAUUAUUAAAGAUUAGAAUUCAUGAAGAAUUUUGAUGACAUUUAACUUUUGGAAUAAGAUAAUUGUAUAGUUGAACUAUAGUCUAUAUAUGAUGAAAUGGUUUAUAAUUUUUGCUGUUGGUAUAGCAUGUAUGAACGCGUAUAUUUAAUGGUUUAUAUGGAUUAGUACAAAUUAUAUCGUAUUGGUAUUUUUAUUUAUUAAUAUAGGUCUUUUGACAUAUAAAUGGUGAUUUAGAAAUAAAAAGAAAUCGCAACUGUACGGCU
This is a messenger RNA of Amaranthus tricolor (Joseph's coat), 3096 nucleotides long. RefSeq lists its product as uncharacterized. The coding region runs from base 240 to 2372 and encodes 710 amino acids. Lineage: Eukaryota; Viridiplantae; Streptophyta; Magnoliopsida; Caryophyllales; Amaranthaceae. The transcript has 13 exons. The record is from RefSeq and is a predicted model, not a curated record.